Molecule: messenger RNA, 1359 nt
Organism: Tricharina praecox
Lineage: Eukaryota; Fungi; Ascomycota; Pezizomycetes; Pezizales; Pyronemataceae
Product: mitochondrial resolvase Ydc2
Exons: 1
Coding region: 209-1132 (307 amino acids)
Cellular component (GO): mitochondrion
Molecular function (GO): flap-structured DNA binding; Y-form DNA binding; DNA endonuclease activity
Source: RefSeq, a predicted model, not a curated record
GUGGAUUGGCUCGGGGAAGCCACCACUCACUGGCUGUGAGUGGCCGGCCAGCAAGAGACAUCUCAGACCGAGGGCUUCCAUGGGAGAAACCCGAGUCCGAGUGUUUCCAACUCACGGAGAUCCCCGCACGCUAGCUACAUAGCUAACAUUUUUCCGACCUCGAAUCCUUCCCCGCAGCUUCCUUCGCCUACAACCUCCCCGCACAACAAUGUCCGUCUCCGCUCUUGGCCUGAGCACGCUCCGACUCCCCAGCCUCCGGCGGCUCUCCUGCCUGGUGGGUCUCAACAUGUCUGGCGCGAAGCCGGCGCUCAUCGACGCCCUCACGGCCGUGCACCCCACGCCGACCCCACCGACCCGCAUCCUGAGCAUCGACAUGGGCAUCCGCAACCUGGCCUACUGCGUUCUGGACCUAAACACGCUUCCGUUGCCGAAGCUGACUACCUGGACCCGCAUCGUCCUCCCGCUCUCAGUCGACAGCUUGGGCGCCUCAAUCAAUCUCCCCGCCUUUGCGGCAGCAACGCAUACACUGGCAACAGAGCUGCUGCGAGACCACGCCCCGUCGCAUAUCCUUAUCGAGCGGCAGCGAUGGCGCUCCCAGGGCGGGCCCGGAGUGCAGGAGUGGACGAUCCGCGUCAAUACCGUUGAGGCGAUGCUGCACACCUCGCUGUUGGAACAGCGGCUGGCCGGGAACUGGGAUGGGCACGUGGAGAGUGUGGACCCAGGGAGGGUGGCGAGACUGUGGGUGCCCCAGAAGGAGAGGACGACUGCGGCGGCUGUCAAGACGCUCAAGAAGGAGGUUGUUAAGGAGUGGUUGAGAAAGGAAGACGUGGUGAUGAUGGGGGAUAACGGGCCGGAGAUGACGGCGGAGCUGCUGCUGCUGGCGGGAACGAGGCGUCCCGAGAAGUUGAGUGGGGAGAGGGUUACAGCCGCGGAGAAGAAGGUGGAUGAUUUGGCGGAUUGUCUACUGCAGGCGGUUGCGUGGCUUAGAUGGCAGGAAGGGAGGAGACGGUUGCAGGAGGGGAAGAUGCCGUUGGAGUUGGAGGUGCUACCAACGCUGCCGACACCGGCAGUGCCAUUGGAGUUGGGAUUGGAGUUGGGAUCGGAGUUGGACCACACGAUGGACCUCCGCUGAAUCACCAUUAGGUCUGCUGUGGUUAAUAGAAGCGUGCAACAGCGGCUGUAAAAGCGUCUCCACGACAUAUUAGGUCUAAAAGCCGCAACUCAGAAUCAGCAAGACUGGAGAAGCACUAGCGAAUGAGGACACUGUAGCGCAUGGCACGGCGGGAUAUCAUGGCAAAUAGACGGCGACAUGGGCCAUAAAAUCAUAGAGUUAAGGGGUGGUGAGCAUUAUCAUAUAGG